Messenger RNA from Nanorana parkeri, 4907 nucleotides. RefSeq names its product zinc finger protein 423 (gene ZNF423). The transcript has 8 exons. NCBI's taxonomy places the organism in Eukaryota, Metazoa, Chordata, Amphibia, Anura, Dicroglossidae. Gene Ontology annotation, biological process: regulation of transcription by RNA polymerase II. The record is from RefSeq and is a predicted model, not a curated record. The coding region runs from base 392 to 4255 and encodes 1287 amino acids. Gene Ontology annotation, molecular function: DNA-binding transcription factor activity, RNA polymerase II-specific; RNA polymerase II transcription regulatory region sequence-specific DNA binding. Gene Ontology annotation, cellular component: nucleus.
CCGGAUCAGAGCCGGGCACAUCGCGCUCAGACAAAACACAGCCGGCGGCAAAUAAAUCUCCUAAUUUAAUUAGCACCCCUCCCCCCCAGGCUAAAGCAUUUAUCCUAAUUUUUGUUCCUGCAGCGCUUGUGUGACUACCCCUAGGGCUUGGGGGGCAUCAGUGCUCCUCCCUCCUCUUCACCCAAGGGAGUCAGAAUCCCACACAAUAGGAACUUUAACACAAUAAAGUCAAAGGGAGGGGGGAAGAGUUUUUUUUGCAAGAGGGGAUCCGGCCGCAGGUAUCAGCCUAGGGACUCUGCCUCCAGACUAAGGACUCUAGUAUUAGAACUGUUCGCUGCUUGCUUCUGAGACUUUAUUACAACUGAGGGUAGAGUUUGGAGGAGUCGUGGACAUGUCCAGGAGGAAGCAAGCCAAGCCACGAUCGGUUAAAGUGGAGGACUCUGAUGACUACAGUUUGAACUGGGACGCCUCCCUAAACCAAACAGGUGGUCCUGAAACGGAGGCAGAGAGAGAGGGACAAGGUUUGGAAGAUGGUAACAGCGUGACCAGCCAGGAAGAGAGGAUAGAGGAAGAGGAGCUGGAGGACGAGUCAAUUUACACCUGCAAUAACUGCCAGCAGGAUUUCGAUUCCUUGGCUGAGCUGACGGAGCACCGGACCCAGCUCUGCCUCGGAGAUGGUGAUGACGACCCACAAUUCUCCUGGGUGGCUUCAUCUCCCUCCAGCAAAGACGUUGCAUCACCCAGUCAGAUGAUAGGAGAUGGGUGUGAUCUCGGCAUAGGAGAAGAGGAAGGGGGAUCUGGGUUGCCAUAUCCCUGCCAGUUCUGUGAAAAGUCUUUCAGUCGUCUCAGCUACCUGAAAAGGCACGAACAGAUCCACAGUGACAAACUUCCUUUCAAAUGCACGUACUGCAGCCGACUGUUUAAGCACAAGAGGAGUAGGGAUCGCCAUAUUAAACUCCACACUGGGGACAAAAAGUAUCACUGCCACGAAUGUGAGGCUGCAUUUUCCCGCAGUGAUCACCUUAAAAUUCAUCUGAAAACUCACAGUUCUAGCAAGCCUUUUAAAUGUACAGUGUGUAAGCGUGGAUUUUCUUCCACUAGCUCUCUGCAGAGUCACAUGCAGGCUCAUAAGAAAAAUAAGGAGCACUUGGCUAAAUCAGAUAAGGACAUGAAAAAAGACGACUUCAUGUGCGAUUAUUGUGAGGAGACUUUCAGUCAGACAGAGGAGCUGGAGAAGCAUGUGAUGAAGAGACAUCCUCAGCUUUCAGAGAAAGCAGACCUGCAGUGUAUCCAUUGCCCUGAAGUAUUUGUGGAUGAAUCCUCUCUGCUUAACCACAUUGACCAAGUCCAUGCCAACAAGAAGCACAAGUGUCCAAUGUGCCCAGAGCAGUUUUCUUCUGUUGAAGAAGUCUAUUGUCACCUUGAUAGUCAUCGGCAACCUGACUCGAGCAAUCAUAGCAUUAGUCCAGAUCCAGUUUUGGGAAGUGUGGCUUCGAUGAGCAGCGCCACACCAGACUCCAGUGCAUCAGUUGAACGUAGUUCAACUCCCGAUUCAACACUUAAGCCACUAAGAGCACAUAAGAAAAUGUUAUCAUUAGAAAGAGAAGAGGGCCACGCUUGGUCCAAGGCUAGCUACAGCUGUCCUUACUGCACCAAAAGAGAUUUCAACAGCUUGGCGGUCUUGGAGAUUCACUUAAAAACUAUUCACGUGGACAAACCACAACAAAGCCACACCUGUCAAAUCUGUUUGGAUUCUUUGCCCACCCUAUAUAACCUUAAUGAGCAUGUGAGAAAGGUUCACAAAAACCAUGCCUACCCUAUGGUACAGUUUAGCAACAUAACUGCCUUUCAUUGCAACUAUUGUCCUGAAAUGUUUGCUGACAUUAACAGCCUUCAAGAACACAUUCGCAUCACUCAUUGUGGACCCAAUACUACUCCUCAAGAAGGCAACAAUGCUUUCUUCUGUAACCAGUGUUCUAUGGGAUUUCUGACCGAGGCCUCACUGACUGAGCAUAUUCAGCAAACCCACUGCAAUGUAGGAAGCUCAAAGCUUGAAUCCCCUGUUAUUCAGCCAACUCAGUCAUUCAUGGAAGUGUAUUCGUGCCCAUAUUGCACAAACUCUCCCAUAUUUGGUUCUGUAUUGAAGCUCACAAAGCAUAUAAAAGAAAACCACAAGAACAUUCCACUGGCAAACAAUAAGAAGUCAAAAUCAGAGCAGAGUCCAGUUUCCUCAGAUGUUGAAGUUUCUUCCCCAAAGAGACAGCGACUGUGUCCAAGCCUAAACUCUGUGUCAAAUGGAGAGUAUCCUUGUAAUCAGUGUGAUUUAAAGUUUUCCAAUUUUGAAACCUUUCAGACACAUUUGAAAUCACAUUUGGAGCUUCUCUUAAGAAAACAGUCUUGCCCUCAAUGCAAGGAGGACUUUGACUCCCAAGAGUCCCUUCUACAGCACCUUACAGUACACUACAUGACAACUUCCACACAUUAUGUAUGCGAGAGCUGUGACAAGCAGUUCUCAUCUGUAGACGAUCUGCAAAAGCACUUACUGGACAUGCAUACUUUUGUGUUAUAUCACUGCACUCUUUGCCAAGAAGUCUUUGAUUCUAAAGUUUCCAUCCAAGUACAUUUGGCAGUAAAGCAUAGCAAUGAGAAGAAAAUGUAUCGCUGUACAGCAUGUAACUGGGACUUCAGAAAAGAGGCAGACCUUCAGCUUCAUGUCAAGCAUAGUCAUUUGGGCAACCCAGCAAAGUCACAUAAGUGUAUCUUCUGUGGCGAAACCUUCAGCACAGAAGUAGAGCUUCAGUGUCAUAUUACUACUCACAGUAAGAAAUAUAAUUGCAAGUUUUGCAGCAAAGCAUUCCACGCAAUCAUUCUCCUGGAAAAACACCUACGAGAGAAGCACUGUGUAUUUGACACUAGCAGCCAAAAUGGCACAGCUAAUGGUAUGGUACCAGCAGGCAAGAAGUCUGAGACUGCUGAGGUCCCAAGUGUGCUAAUGAAGAACCCAGAAGUUUCAAACAGCCAUGAGGCCAGUGAAGAUGAUGUUGAUGCUUCUGAGCCAAUGUAUGGCUGUGAUAUCUGUGGAGCAGCUUACACAAUGGAAGUUCUCCUACAGAACCAUCGAUUAAGAGAUCAUAACAUCAGACCUGGAGAAGAUGAAGGUUCUAGGAAGAAAGCGGAUUUCAUCAAAGGCAGCCAUAAGUGUAAUAUCUGCUCAAGAACGUUUUUUUCCGAAAAUGGACUUAGAGAACACAUGCAGACACAUAGGGGUCCUGCAAAACACUACAUGUGCCCUAUCUGUGGUGAACGGUUUCCAUCUCUGCUAACGCUAACUGAACACAAAGUUACUCACAGCAAAAGCUUGGAUACAGGGACCUGCAGAAUCUGUAAAAUGCCCCUUCAAAGUGAAGAAGAUUUUAUUGAACACUGUCAGAUGCACCCAGACCUUCGGAAUUCCCUGACUGGUUUCCGUUGUGUUGUCUGUAUGCAGACUGUCACAUCCACUCUGGAACUUAAGAUUCAUGGAACAUUCCAUAUGCAAAAGUUGGCAGGAAACUCUGCUGCCUCCUCUCCUAAUGGACAAACAUUGCAAAAGAUUUAUAAAUGUGCCCUAUGCUUAAAGGAAUUCAGAAACAAACAGGAUCUGGUAAAGUUAGAUGUUAAUGGCUUACCUUAUGGCCUAUGUGCUGGAUGCUUAAGCAGAACCACUAAUGGACAACCCUCCAACCCACCCACACAAGACAUCUGUGAGAGGCUGUGUCUGAGAUGCCCCGAGUGCAGUGUCAAGUUUGAGAGUGCUGAAGAUCUGGAAAGUCAUAUCCAGAUUGACCAUAGAGACUUGACGCACGAUGUUAGUGGUCAGAGAAAAUUAGCUCAAACUUCUCCACUUCCCAGAAAGAAGACCUAUCAGUGCAUCAAGUGCCAGAUGACCUUUGAGAAUGAAAGAGAAAUUCAGAUUCACGUUGCCAACCACAUGAUAGAGGAAGGAAUCAAUCACGAGUGCAAGCUGUGCAACCAGAUGUUUGACUCUCCGGCAAAGCUUUUGUGUCACCUGAUUGAACACAGCUUUGAAGGAAUGGGAGGAACAUUCAAAUGCCCUGUUUGUUUUACAGUUUUUGUUCAGGCAAAUAAGCUACAACAGCAUAUAUUUGCAGUCCAUGGGCAAGAGGAUAAAAUCUAUGACUGUUCCCAAUGCCCGCAGAAGUUCUUCUUUCAGACGGAGCUUCAGAACCACACGUUGAGCCAGCACACACAGUGAGCCGGUGGCACUACAGGACUCCUCUCCGCAGAAGACUUGACGGAGGCACAGUGGGAUAAACCAUUUGAACAUUACAUCCAAUCAAAGUGUCAUUUGCAACCCAGAUGUAAAACUCUAAUGAUUUGGCCAUGAGGCGCUGCUAUUAUAAGCAGCUGGAAAUGAAUAUUAAUGGGAGAGAUUAAAAGUAUUUCAUGCUCAGUAUUUUAUUGUCCUGCUUCUUACUAGUGUUCUUUACAGCUUCUGACUGAAUUUAUAGUGUUAGAAUAAUCAGUUCCAAUGAUGUUGUCUUUUGUUACUUAUUGUAUUAUAUUGAUAGUUCAGAGCUUGAAGUGUUAUUUUUUGUUUUAAUUUUGCAUUAUUUACUUGUUAUUUUUUUUACUUGUGUGUUUUUGUGAUGUGAUGGAUUGGCAGCUGUCUAUUCCAUUUUCUAACCUUCUUUUUUUUUGUUUUUGUUUUUCAUUUUGUUUAAUUUUUUUUAUUUUACUUAAACAAGAAAACGAAUGCUUUGAUUGGAUUUGUCAGUUCACAGAGGACAGUCUAAUGAAUAUAAUCAGCAACUGGAUGGUCUACUUUUUAAAUGUGACUUUAUCUGAUUUGCAAUGACUAAAGUAAAGUUCAAUAAAGGAAAUUAUGUUUAAAACAAAGUCUUGUC